Molecule: messenger RNA, 4075 nt
Organism: Didymodactylos carnosus
Lineage: Eukaryota; Metazoa; Rotifera; Eurotatoria; Philodinida; Philodinidae
Source: the annotation of a GenBank genome assembly
UCUGGUUCUAACCUUAGUUGUCUUAUUUAUUUUGUUCUUUUUUAUUACUCUUUUUGUGUUGUUUGGCUUGAGUCAUUUAUUACAGGUCAGUGACCUUUGAUGACUCUCUCACUUUUCGUGAAUAAAACAGUCUUAGUCUUAGUUUCUUAGUCUCAUACAGACACGUGAUGUUCGAUAAAUUGGGUUUUGGCCCAAAAUGACUUGUCACAGCAGUUUUCGGGCUGAAAAAUCCAUUCCUCUUUUUUUACUUCAAAUCCUCUUACGUUCCUCGUUGCAAUCGGGUCCAACCUCUCAUUUUGUAGAGAAACGUUUGCUCUACAUCCUUGCUGAAUCAGCAAAUUGUUAAAGUAGCAAUUUAUGAAACGCCAGAUUUUUCAAAAAAUAUCUGGAUUGACUUUGCUUUACGAAUCUACAUUCGUCAAAACAUUUUUCAUUUUUAUAUCCUUUUCUCUUUCGUUUCGCAGGAAAAUCUCUAAUAAAUGUUACCGGGAUGAUGUUUAAAACACUUCUGCACUAUGCGAUCACGUCAUAAAAGAGUAUUUACUCCACAGAAAGAAAAUGGCUUUUUUGCUGGUACCUUACGUUCUUUCUAUAAAGAAAAUACGCAACAUGUAAUGAAUGCAAUGCGAAAUACAGAAUAUAGAAACGCAGUUGGUUUUUCUAGCUGAGGAAAAUAAUAAGAAUUUUUAUAGUUUAGGCUGUUGCUAUUGCUAUUACUAUUACAUCUCAAGAGUCACAUUUUAAUUGUAUUGAAAUAGUCUAGUGGUGUUGUUUUUGUUAGUAAUAUAUAUUAGUAAUAGUAAAUUAUGUAAUAACUUCUUUGGUGAGAAAAAGUUUCAAGCGAAAAGCAGAGACAACUAAAGUGAUAACUUUUCGAGUAGCAGCGCAUCCAAAUCAGACCAUGAAAAAACGUUGACUCUUUGUUCGACGAAAUGUUCCAACUAUAAAGCCUAUCGAAGAUGUUUAGCUAAAUCUUUUUGUCUUGAACGUUAUGGGAUGCAAGAUGGUGUUAUUCUCAAGGGAUGGUUAAUGUGCAGAAAGGUACGUGCACAGACCGAUACCACCUAAAAAGUCUUUCAUGCAGCGUUUUUAAUGAUCUGUGCGUCACGGGAGAGUAGAGUGGACUUCUACUUUGAAAAUGUGAUUUCUACUCUGUUUUUAGCAGAACAAACAUAAAACUUGUGCUGGUGUUUUGUGGAAACCCAUUUUACCAAGAGUUUAUAUUAAAGACAGUGACUAUAUUGGUAUUUUCUUGCUUCGUGGAGAUGAUAGCUCAAAAUAUAUCCCGAAAAUAAAAUUAAUCGGAACUUUGUGCCACAGUGAUAAUCUUUUCGAAUUAUUAUUAUUAUCACGCAUAAAUUAUUAUCACGUCUGUACAUGCGUUUUGGUGGACUUUGAACUCUUAAUCGUACUCUGAUCUCUUUUAUACCGUGUUGUUUGAAAAAACGAUUUCGAUCUUUACCUUUUCAGAUUCUCUAAAAACCUAUUAUUUUAAUCAAUGUCCAUUAUUCAACAUCGAAAAGAAUUAGAUUUGAUAUCCACGAACAGUAUUAUUGUGUAAUUAGGCAAUUUUAUAUCCGAUCAUUUAGGCUAAUUUAACAUUAUUACCGUCAUAUAAUUAAGAAAAAUGGAAACAAUGGAGUAUCAGUCCACUUACGAUACAUCCACGCUGCCGUUUUUUAAUGAUUUUCUUGAUGUGGAUCUAUUUUCAGCAUCGGGCACAACAACAAUAGACGAAAAUGAUGAUUGGAUAAAACCUUUAUUGUUAGGUACGUAGAAUGAGGAAGAAAAAAAAGGGAGAAUUUGGUUGACUAAACAAUUUAAGAUAAAAACUAAAGAUAUUACCAAGAAAUAGUACUUUUUCUAUUAAAGAAAUGGUUUGUGCUUGGUCAUGCAGCAGAGCUAGCGUCUUAAGCAUUCUCAGAAGCUGAGCGAGAAACUACAAGUUUCUUGUGUGUAAAUAUAUGAAGACAAAAACAGCUGCUUUUUCGUGACUAAUAUGUUUUAAUUUUCCUUAGAUGAAUUUGACUAUUUACAAUUCGAUCAACAAACAAAUGCAACUGUUAAUGAUGAUCAUUUUUUAUUACUAAACGAUAACGAUGACAAACUAUUGAAACCAUCUUCGUUUUUUAUCGAUGAUUCUUGGAUAACUGCGAACGAUUUUCUACCAUUAUGUCCACUAACAACAGGUGAACAACAAAUACCAAACACAACGACACCAACACAUUCAGAAACUUUAGAAAGUCAAGAAACAAAACAAGAAGAGUAUGAGCAAGAGCAGUAUCUAAAUUCGUUAUUUGUCAAUGGAAAUGAAAUUACAUUUAUUAACCCAAUUGUUACAGAUACAAAUCCCCUAGCAGGUGAGCAAACAGCGAAUGGAUCAUUUAAAGAAAGCUCUGCUUCUGGAAUAACUGCCAAUGAUUUAGCUAGCCUUUUCGAACAAUUUGAAGAGCCAAAAGCCAGUGUCGUUAUUAUAGCUGAAGAUGCUACACGCUGUUCUGAUUUGAAACCAACAACGAGCCUAUGUGAAACGGAUCUAACUCAUCAUCAUCGUACAUCAUGUUGUUGUCAGUUAUCUUCUACUCAUCGUUACACAUCUCCCAAACAAACACGAAGAACAAAUCCUCGUGAAGUUAUUCUGUUCCGUAAUGGUGAGUUUAUCUCCAAGGAACCAGUUAAUAAAACAUCAUCGUCAACACCAACAACGGCCUGUUGUCAUCAUCAAUCCACACCACCCUCACUUCAAACAACCACAACAGUUUCACCAUCAGCAAUCACGGGAACAGGAGUAAAUGCAGCUGCGCAAGUAGUUGCAUGUAAUGUAUUAAGACAAGCAACUGCGAAUGAUGCAUUUAUAGAAAAUUUGAAUAAUUUGAAACGUGAACCAGAAGAAAAUGAAUGUUGUUGUAGAGGAAAACAAUCGGUUGAUGUCGCAGCAGCAGCGGCUCGUGCACAUGCAUCAUGUUUGUAUGAUAAUUCAUCAACAUUAAAAAUAUUGGGUUGCAACGCAACGGUACCCGUGUCUGUCACACCUUUCUCAUCGCCAGCGUGCUCACCAAAAAUGGAAUUUUUAACAACAGAUGGUACAAAAAUUAUUGCUGAAACAGAGGAUAAUAAUGAUUUUAAAGGACGGUUUGAUCAUCAAUUUGGCUUCUGUCAAACCGCAGAGUCAGCGUCUACUACUCAAGUAAUAACAAUUAAACAAGAAAUAAAGCAAGAACCACAAAUACCCACAACAGCAACCUUCAUCCCGUAUGCACCAAUAUCAAAAGUAAAUUUACUACCAAAAACAUCGUUGUCAUUACAAGCCGUACCUACAUCAGCGGCUAUAUUCAAAACAGUGAAAAAAUCAAUAACAAAACCUUCAAAUAGUGCAUAUAACAUUGGAGGUAAUUCACGUUGUUCUGUAGCAAUUUCUGCUCGAAAACCGUCCAUCUUACCUGUACUAUCUUCAUUACCAAUUCAUCGAAAUUUAAAAUCGAAACAAGAACAUCAGCCUACACUCAAUGAAUUAGAUUUACGUACAAUAUUUAUUGGUAACGUUCCAUUGUCGAUGACUGAACAUGAUUUAAGAAAAAGAUUCGAAAGAUUUGAUGUUAAUAUUAAAAUUGAAUUAGUGAAAAAGAAAAAAGUUCAACAUGGCUAUGUGACAUUUUCAGAUGCCAAUAGUGCUUCGAUUGCACUUCAACAUGUAAACGAUGGUUACAAUGGAAAUCAACGUUUUCAACGUAUGCAUAUUGGUGGGCAUACAGUAACGAAUGUUCUUUUCAAUAAUAGUAUUAAACGUCGUUUUACUGAUCAAUCAGCAAAACGAGAAGAUCAAGAUGCAAUUGAAAAUUUAAAAUCUGUUCUAUCAUCUUACGAUAAUAAAACUCUGUGUUUCGAUACUUUAACGCCUCCAGCAACUCCCAUACCUUCUCAAACUCAAUAUCAAUUAUUUAUACCGAAAUUAGAGCAACAUCAGCAACAAAAAUCAUUAACUGCGACAAGAGAUAUUACUCAUAUCAUUGUAGAUCCAUUCAGUGUUUUAGCAGCGACCAAACCGCGAACGAUAACCGUUAUUAAAAAUAAAUAA